Zonotrichia albicollis (white-throated sparrow) is the source of this 290-nucleotide messenger RNA. Lineage: Eukaryota; Metazoa; Chordata; Aves; Passeriformes; Passerellidae. The record is from RefSeq and is a predicted model, not a curated record.
UGUAACACAGGUUACAUGUGUGUUCAGGUGUAUCUCACCUGUGUGUACCUGUGUGUUUCACAGCUCAUCGGCAUCCAGGACGGGUACCUGUCGCUGCUCCAGGACAGCGGGGAGGUGCGGGAGGAUCUGCGGCUGCCGGAGGGGGAGCUGGGCCGGGAGAUCGAGCAGAAAUACGACUGCGGCGAGGAGAUCCUGAUCACGGUGCUGUCGGCGAUGACCGAGGAAGCCGCUGUCGCGAUCAAAGCCAUGGCCAAAUAGGGCAGGUGGGCGGGGCCACGCCAAAUAUGGCA